Messenger RNA from Musca domestica (house fly), 4671 nucleotides. RefSeq lists its product as uncharacterized. The record is from RefSeq and is a predicted model, not a curated record. Gene Ontology annotation, molecular function: DNA binding. Gene Ontology annotation, cellular component: nucleus. The transcript has 3 exons. The coding region runs from base 356 to 2032 and encodes 558 amino acids. NCBI's taxonomy places the organism in Eukaryota, Metazoa, Arthropoda, Insecta, Diptera, Muscidae.
GCCAAAAAUAUUAAAAGUUUCCUGUAAAUAACCAGCCCCCCAAUAAGUUACCAUUGGGUCAUUGUGAUUUAACAACAACGAUUUUGACAUUUGCAGUGUGAGCGAGUGAGACGGCCCGACAAUGUAGCACACAAAAAUAAACGAGAACGACGACAAGACACAACAGCAGUCACAGUCAGUUCGUCAGUCGUCGUUCGGUCGUUGUCAGUAGUCAAGAAGAAAAUGAACAACAGUGAGAAAAUUCAGCGUUUGGUCUGAGAAGGAAAAAAAAAUUCAACAAUUUCUUUACUUUCGGUUUUGCUAAAUUCACCGAAAAUUGUUCGUUCCGUUAGAAAACUAUUAAUAAUUUGCCAAAAUGGUUUUCAAUAUUUUAUUCAAGGAUCGUGUCACAAAGCCCCAGAAGAAAAUGCUCAUUACCCUGUUGAGGGAGACGAAAUUCAUGGAGGGGAAAAAAGAGAAAGAAUGGUAUUGGGAAAAGAUACAGGAGGCCUUGAAUAGAAUCGGUCCCAAAAAGACCAUCAUACAAUGGAAAAAGUGCUGGCGUGACAUGCGUUUGACGACACGCAAAAAGCUUGCCGAACUAAAACGUUGCCAAAUGGCCGGUGGCUCCCCCCCACCCGGCAUAGAACUGAGCCAAGAGGACAAUGAUAUUAUUGAUAUUGUCGGCACAGAAUAUUUUUACGAAGAAAUGAAUGGCGAAUUGAAACCGGAAAAUUUCAUAACCGGCUUUGAUUAUGUCCCCGAACAUUUUUGUGAUGCCAUACUCACCGCCGCCGCUGUGUCCAGUGGCCAACAGCAUAUGCAACACCAAAAGGAACAGCAGCAACAACAACAUGCCCAGCAGCAACAGCAGCAAGAUCAUCAUACCAAUGAUGGUGAGACGAAUGAUGCUCCUGGCUCUUCAAAUCAUGCCGAUACCCAGGCUGGCCCCUUCGGUCAGGCCAAUGUAUCGCAAAUGACUGGCCAAAAUGGUGAUCAUUCAAAUUCUACGGGUACAUUGCAACAGCAUAAUAUUUUGCCUAAUCAUCCUGCCUUUUCAGGGGGUCUACAUCCACACUUGAUGCGGCGCCAACACCAGGCCACGGCAGCUUUCCACCGAGAGGCUGCAUUUGAGGAGAAACUGUUGCAGUUUAUGCAGGAUGCCUUUCCGAAAAAGAGUAAAAAACGAAAGAGCCGUGAUCCCGAUAAGCUGUUUCUGCUAUCACUCUACGAGGAAAUCAAACGGGUACCCGAGGAUAUACGCCUGGAUGUGAAGAGCGAAUUGAUCCAGGUGCUGAAACGUUAUCAGAAAAAGUCGCCCAUAAAACAGGAGAAAACCAAUCAUACUCAUGCACAAUCUUCAUCUAGUUCGGGCAAAUCGUCGGGCAGCACAACACCCAAUGAGAAGAUCCAGCUACCACAACAACAACAGCAACAUACCCAAUUAUCGCACAGCAUGUAUCAAUUGCAAAAGAAAUACGAUAAGAGUGAGAAGGAACCCUCACCCCAAUCACAAGUGGAUCGUGUGCAGCAGCAUUCAAGGGAACAGGUGGCAGCGGCGGCGGCCGCAGCUGCUGCCGUUGCCACUGGCAGUGUGGCAUCGCUGCAUGCUCCACAACAAAUACCCCACACCCUGUUCCAGCUGCAAAAGAAAUACGAAGAGUCGGCCGCCGAAAAGGUCCACCAACAAAACGAUCAGCGCAAACAUGUUGAGGCUGCCCAUCAACAGCAUCAGAGUGCCCAUCAGCAACCACCUCCGCCACCGCCUUCCAAUGAACAACAACAGCAACAACAUUUACAUCAUCCCCAGAUGACACACGGCAUAAUGUUUCCAUUGCCUCAGAUACGCAGCGAACAGCCCGGCGGAGGUGGCGGUGGUGCUGGCGGCCAACAACAUCAUGCCCACAAUCCGCAUGCCCAACAGCCACAGCAAUCCCAGCAUCACCAACAGCAAACGCAACAUCAUCCACCAUCGAUUUUCGGUAAUCCCGCCACAACAGCUGGUGGCAUGACAAGCGAUCGUCCUGCCAUGUCGUACGAGAAUGUGGGAUGAAUGUGGAGUCGUUUAUGGGAAGCUGCCUGGGAGGCAGGUCGAUUUCCAUUAAACGUUUCUUUGUUAGAUAAUAGUGAAGCUGAAUAGGCUCUAAAACGAGAAAAAAAAAAACAAAACACAGAAAGAAGAGAAAAAAACUAAAGAAGUAACAAUUUGUCGUUAAUGUAUAUGUAAAUCUAGUAUAACUUGGAAUUACGUUAAUAAUUUUUAUUCUCAUUUUUAAUUUUUCACAUAAUGAUAUAUAUGAUUUUUUUGUAAUAUCGACAUCCAGACACACACACAUAUAUAUAUACAUAUAACCACUUAAAUAGUUUAUAUAGGUUGGAAAUCGCUCACAGGAAAUUUUAUGAAAGAAAACUUUGUAUUAUGGGUAAAGGGGAGAAGAUAAGUAAAGACUUUGGGUUUCUUUAUUUUUCCCCAUUUGUCCUCUCAAAAGGUUUCUUUUAUGACCCCCCUUGUGUGUGAAUUUCGACUGGCCCCAUAGCUAUUCCCCAAAAAAGAUAUUAUUUUUCAAAACUUCUUUAUUUAAAUUGCUAGUAUCUAAAUAGGGAAUCAUUUAUGGGUCUUCUUUAAAAAUACCUUUGAGAUUUUUAAUAUGUGAACGAUCUUCUUUUAUAAAUAUAAGAUCUUCCGCUCUUCUGUAAUUGAUAAAUAGAUAAGGUCUGUGAAAGAUGUAAUUCUUUUAGCAGACUUAUAUAAUUUGUUAUAUCUAAAAAGUUGUAGAACAAUUCCUUUAUUUAAAAAUGCCUUUAGAUUUUCUUUUUAAUUUUAUGACAAGGAAGUCUUAACAAUUCUCUCUUUUGUCUUUUUGGGACCCAGUGGGAGUAUUCUAUCUACACAAGACCUCUAAUAUGUAAGCUCUUUUAUGUAUAGAAUAAUAUAAGGUAAUUUGCCUAUAGAAGACCUUUACGUAGAAGGUUUUUCUAUUUAUACAAUGUCUUUAACUAUAAAUUCUUUCCAAAAUGUCUUUGGUCUGUAGAAGACCUAUAGUUUGCUGCCUUCCCAAAGAAGCGCUCUAGAUGCUCCACCUUUUUGUGGAAGACCCCUUUAAUAUCUCUAGAAAAUAUAAAGAUCUUUUGCUAAUAGAAGACCAUUUACCUCCAUAUUUUUCUUAUGCAAAUUACAAAAGUAUUUAAAAGAUUUUCUAGAUUUUCUUUUAUGUGCAGAAAACCUAAAAAACUCCUACUUUUUGGAGACCUAGAGAAGGUUUCCUAUCCAUAUAAGUCCCCUAAUAUAUAAGCUAGUAUAUGCAAGGCCUCUAAAAUAUAGAAAGUUUUAUAUAAACGAAAGAUUUAUCCACCUAUAGAAGAUCUUUAGACAGUAUUUUAUAUACAGAUGUCUUCUCGAAGAGCUUCUGUCUGUAAAAGGUCUUCUGUUUGUGAAAUACUUCUAGAAGAUCGACGGUCUUACAAGAUCCCUUGAAGAUCUUGAUAUAAGAUCUACAAAAUUUCGAUUAUUCACAGAGAGAGGACCCCCAAGGACCUUUUAUUUAUUUUUUGGAAAUUAAAUACAUUUUUCAAGUCAUUUUCCAUUCUAAUUUUUGGUCUGUUCCAGGACAGGAAGAAUAUAAAAAAUUUUAAGAGCCGAUUUCCGAUCCCUUUACGAUAUUGAAAAAUAUUGCAAAAAUACUAGUUUCUUGCAGGUUCUGGAACAGACCAUUUGUUGGAAAAGCUAUUGCGGAUGUAAAGAUCUUGAUAUGAUAAACUUGAUAAACUUUUUUCUUCACACAGAGAGAGGACCCCCAAUGACCUUCUAUUUAUCUUUUGGAAAUUGAAGACAUUUUUCAAGUCAUUUUCCAUUCCAAUUUUUGGUCUGUUCCAGAACCUGCAAGAAUAUAAACAUUUUUACAACGAAAGCCGAUUUUCCCAUUGCGAUAUCGAAAAAUAUUGCAAAAAUACUAGAUUCUUGCAGGUUCUGGAAAAGACCAUUUGUUGGAAAAUAUAUUGCGAAUGUAAAAAAAAAGUUUAUUUUUGUUGAAUACCUCUAGAAGAUUCACGGGUUUUUUGGAAGACCCCUUGAAGAUCUUGAUAUAAGAUCUGGGAAACAUCGUUUGUCCACAGAGGACCCCAAUGAUCUUCUAUUUAUUUUUUGCAAAUUACCUUUUCCUAUUUUCUAUUUUAAUCUCACUUUUGUUGGAAAAGCUAUUGUGGAUGUAAAGAAAAGUUUAUGUUUUUAGAAUACCUCUGGAAGAUUUGCAGUUCUUUAGAAGACCCCUUGAAGAUUUUGAUAUAAUAUCUGCGAAACAUCGUUUGUCCACAGAGGACCCAUUGAUCGUUUAUUUGUCUUAUGGAUUCUAUUCUUUUAUUUUUGUUGGAAUAGCUAUUUUGAUAUAAGACCUGCAAAACCGCUUUUGUCUAGAGAGUACCCCAAUGAUCUUCUUUUGCAAACUAACUUUAUCAAAUCAUUUUCUUUCCCUUCAUUUUGUUGGAAUAGCUAUUGCGGAUGUAAACUAAUACUACUACCACAACUACAGACUCCUCCCCCUCCUUCACACACAAACACAUUACAAUACAAAAUUAAUAUACAUACAUACAUCUAUGUUAUAUACAUUUAUAUGAUUAUUAUUAUAAAUAAUAUACCUAGUAUAUAAAUUAAAAACAAUUAUAUUACUAACCUAUCCAUUUGGAUAUUAUGAUUAA